GGUCGGCCAAUGACACGGCCAGCCAACAGCCACGGACUAGCCUCGCAGUCUACCACUUACGCAUCUGACCCAACCGCCCAGCUAGUUAACCGGAGCCCCUCCACCGUCAAUUACUGAGGUUCGGCCGGUCCCCGGCCCGCCCUGCCGCAGCCAUGCUGGCAACCCCAGGAGGAGCACUGGCGUCCGUUUCCUUCGAUUCUUGGGAUCUGAAGAUGGCUGCUCAGUCAGCGCCGAAAGUUGUGCUAAAAAGCACCACCAAGAUGUCUCUGAAUGAGCGCUUUACUAAUAUGCUGAAGAACAAACAGCCGAUGCCAGUGAAUAUUCGGGCUUCGAUGCAGCAACAACAGCAGCUAGCCAGUGCCAGAAACAGAAGACUGGCCCAGCAGAUGGAGAAUAGACCCUCUGUCCAGGCAGCAUUAAAACUUAAGCAGAAGAGCUUAAAGCAGUGCCUGGGUAAGAGUAACAUCCAGGCACGGUUAGGCCGACCCAUAGGGGCCCUGGCCAGGGGAGCAAUCGGAGGAUGAGGCCUGCCCAUAAUUCAGAGAGGCUUGCCCAGAGGAGGACUACGUGGGGGACGUGCCACCAGAACCCUACUUAGGGGCGGGAUGUCGCUCCGAGGUCAAAACCUGCUCCGAGGUGGAUGAGCCGUAGCUCCCCGAAUGGGCUUAAGAAGAGGUGGUGUUCGAGGUCGUGGAGGUCCUGGGAGGGGGGCCUAGGGUGUGGAGCUAUAGGUCGUGGCGGAAUCGGUGGUAGAGGUCGGGGUAUGAUAGGUCGGGGAAGAGGGGGCUUUGGAG
Messenger RNA from Lepus europaeus (European hare), 794 nucleotides. Its product is annotated as chromatin target of PRMT1 protein-like. The coding region runs from base 153 to 524 and encodes 123 amino acids. NCBI's taxonomy places the organism in Eukaryota, Metazoa, Chordata, Mammalia, Lagomorpha, Leporidae. The transcript has a single exon. The record is from RefSeq and is a predicted model, not a curated record.